Staurois parvus is the source of this 578-nucleotide messenger RNA. Lineage: Eukaryota; Metazoa; Chordata; Amphibia; Anura; Ranidae. The record is from the annotation of a GenBank genome assembly.
AGCUGUGUCCAAUCACAGCUGAUCACAUGGGACAUGUAGACUGAUCAUCAGGGCACUGAUGAUCAGUGUGGCCCCAGAAGUGGCACCUGUCAGUGCUCAUCAGUGCCAGUGCCCAUCAGCACCACAUCAAUGUCACAUAACAGUGCAUACCAGUGCACAACAAUGCCACAUAUCAGUGCCCAUCUGAGCUUCCUUUCAAUGUCACCCAUCAGUGCCAGUCAGUGCCACCUAUCAAUGCCAAUCAGUGCCGCCAAUCAGUGCUGCCAAUCAGUGCCAGUCAGUGCUGCCUAUCAGUGCCAUGUAUCAGUGCCACCUAUCAGUGUCAUGUAUCAGUGCUGCCUUUCAGUGCCCAUCAGUGAUUCCUGUCAAUGCCCAUUAGUGCAACCUACCAGUGCUUCCUCAUCAGUGCCACCUAUCAGUGUCCAUCAGUGCAGCCUAUCAGUGCCCAUCACUGCAGCCUCAUUAGCGCACAUCAGUGAAGGAAAAAAAUCACUUAUUUACAAAAUUGUAUAGCAAAAACUAAGAAAAAACUUUUUUUUUUCAAACUUUUCAGUGGUUUUUGGUUUAAGAAAAAAUAA